Molecule: messenger RNA, 2466 nt
Organism: Aspergillus wentii DTO 134E9
Lineage: Eukaryota; Fungi; Ascomycota; Eurotiomycetes; Eurotiales; Aspergillaceae
Product: DUF3405 domain-containing protein
Exons: 1
Coding region: 1-2466 (821 amino acids)
Source: RefSeq, a predicted model, not a curated record
AUGACUGUCCAGUCGAGGAGGCAUUCCUCCGCUUACAAUACCUCCUCCCCUUACUCCUCCCGAACUCAAGAUGCGAACAUAGACGUCGAGAAACAGCCGCAAACCAUCCGGUCCAAGAAGCGUUAUCGCCGUCGCAGCUCGGUGGACUCCGAUUCUGAUAGCGAAAGAGAUACAUUCACCCCGGCUGCUGGUGUCGCAACCUCCUACCAGCCCGCGCUAGGUUCUUCCACGCGAAACCCUCGUCCUGUGGGUUUUCGUGUCCCCAACCGGAUUAUGAGAUGGCUUUGUCUGGCGCUGUUUUCUGCCCUGGUCAUUUUCAUCCUUACCCUGUUCCGAUUUACGCUCUCCUCGACCGUUAGAAAUGUUACGAUUGAAUUACCAAAGGUUUCAUCACCGAAGCCGCCGCAGUGGGAGAGUUUCCCGUUCCUGAAGCGUUACCAUGGAGGAGUCCGCAGUUUGGUGGCGCGCAAGGGCUCAGUGCCUGAAUACCCAGGAGAUGGCUCGGAAGACUUGGGAUUGGGGGCUUCUGAGGCGAAACCCGAUGAGAAAACUGUCCAGGCCAGAGGCGAUGCACCGCCGAUGUUGAGCAAGGUCUUUAAUCCCUAUCCCGACUAUUCGUCGCAAGAGUAUGUGAAGAAAUAUGGCGAGAAGCGCGAAUGCUUUUUGGAUGAGGAGGAAACUACCCGGAUCCCACUGAUCCAUCACUACCCUGGUGUCCCUAAGGGAUUCCCAGAGGCUGUAAUGGGAUCAAAUGAGAUGAUUGGAAUUCAGGAUGACCUGUGCUUCGACCGAUUCGGCCGGCUUGGACCUUAUGGAUUGGGCUACAGUGUACGGAAAGGUGGCAUUGGUGCAGGCCUGGAAGGCCAUCGCGAUGGUUCGGAGCGUGUUUGGGAGGAUUUCCCACCGGUGGACUUCCGCAAGGUGGACUGGGCUGCGGCGCAGAACCGAUGUGCCGCUCUUAACCGCCAUCGCUAUCACGAACUCCCAGAGCCACGGGCUGAUCGGUUCCUCUCGAUGCCCGUUGGUUCCUCUAAAGCAGGCAAUCCGCCAAUUACACUCCCCAAGAAUAAAAAGGAGCCCAAGGUCGGAACGGAUCGUCUUCCCCGUACGGCGGUUGUCAUUCGUACUUGGUUCGAUUUCCACUACACUCCUGAGGACAUCUUGUACAUGCGCUCUCUGAUUUCGGAGCUGUCUUUGGUUUCUGGUGGCGAAUACACGGUUCAUUUCCUUGUCCAUGUCAAGGACGAGAAUCUGCAGAUUUGGGCCGAUGACGAAACUUAUGAGCGCGUGCUUAAUGAUGCGCUCCCGGAAGAAUUCCGUGGCAUGGGCACGCUCUGGUCGGAGCGCCAGAUGGCUCUCAUGUAUCCAGGUCUGGAAGAAACGAAUAUGCGGGGCUUGCCUAUCCAUGGUGUAUACCGAAGCACCUACAUGUGCAUGCAGUAUUUUGGACACCAGCACCCUGAAUAUGAUUACUACUGGAAUUGGGAGAUGGAUGCCCGGUACACAGGCCACUGGUAUCACCUGUUCGACAAAGUGUCGAGCUGGGCGAAACAGCAGCCCCGAAAGGGUCUGUGGGAAAGGAACGCUCGCUUCUACGUCCCCUCCGUGCACGGAACAUGGGACGAAUUCCGACAGAUGGUUCGAGUGCAAACCGAAAUGGGCACCAACAGCCCGAACAACCUCUGGAGUACGGGCCAGGACAAGACCGGCAUUGGCAGGGGCGGAAUGGCCCAACAGGGUGACAAAUUCAUCUGGGGCCCAGAGCGUCCCGAUGAACGGGAUAUGUUCGAGGUCGAGGGAGAAGGCAUCCCUCCGACCACGAUGGAGAAGGAUAACUACGAAUGGGGUGUUGGUGAAGAUGCCGAUUUGAUCGUUUUCAACCCGCUCUACGACCCCGAAGGCACCACCUGGAUUCUCCGGGACGAUGUCACCGGAUACAACAGGGAACAUGGCUUCCCUCCGCGUCGCACAGCCAUCAUCACUGCUUCGCGAAUUUCCCGCAAACUGCUCCAAACGAUGCACAAGGAAACCAGCCUCAAACGCCACAGCAUGUUCUCAGAAAUGUGGCCCGCAACCACCGCCCUCCACCACGGCUUCAAGGCGGUAUACGUGCCCCAUUCCGUCUACAUCGACCGUCGAUGGCCGACCAAAUACCUCGAGUCCGUCUUCAACGCAGGCCGCAACGGCGCUUCCGGCGGCGCUCGAACCGCCAUCUUCGGUGACCGCGAACACAACUUCCGCGGUACUACCUGGUUCUACUCGGCCGGGUUCUCCGGAAACCUCUGGAGACGCUGGUUGGGCUACCGGGUUGACAAUGACGGUGGUGAGCAGGAAGAGCUGGCGGGUGAAGGCAGAAUGUGCUUACCCCCCAUGCUCCUCCACCCCAUCAAGGAGGUGGAUAUGGUCAUUGAUGAUGGAGCCAAGGAGGAAGUGACCACGGAAACUCACUUGGAUAAUGAUGAUUGA